AUGUACCCUCAAACCCAUCUUCACAUCGACACCACCAAAGAUGCCCCUUUCCCCGCAUUCGAUUUUCACCCUAACACGCUCUUAGAAAAGAAUCCAAAAUUGCUUCCACGUCCGAUUAGUAGGUUAAAGCAUCUGGGGUUGCUUGGUUUUCAAGUUGGUGCUAUAGAACAGAUUGAUGUAGCAUCUUUUCGUGUUUGCUACAAUUUGUGUUGUAUCAGUUGCUACAGUUCAGGCACGAUUGAAGUGAUCCGGCUCACAAGUCCUUCAUUUUCGUUUCAAAAGCACAAUGCUGCUCUUGUUAUACAGACUUUCUUUAAACGAUACCUGGCAAGGAGAGCUGUUGAGGCUCUUAAAGGAGUUCUGAAGCUACAAGCCCUGGUGAGAGGACACAAUGUAAGGAGGAGAACAAAGAUGAUAGUCAAGUGUAAGCAAGCACUGGUUUGUGUCCAAGCUCGAGUUUGUGACCAGCGCAGAAAGCUUUCAGAUGAAGGAAGCUUCGACUCCAACAUCUUUUGGGGGUCUCAUCUUGCAGACAACAACUCCAUUACAAGAGAAGAAAGUAGCAUCAACACGGAUGAGUGGGAUAGACGACAUGCAUGUAGAAUUGAGAUCUAA
This is a messenger RNA of Lactuca saligna, 615 nucleotides long. The record is from the annotation of a GenBank genome assembly. Lineage: Eukaryota; Viridiplantae; Streptophyta; Magnoliopsida; Asterales; Asteraceae.